AUGGUAGCGAAGACGAACGCCCGCGGCCCUACAAGUGGAUUUACCGAUGUCUCGGACGAUGAUGUACAACUCCCCCCAGGCUACGACAGGGCAGGAUCUACAGUUUUUCAGCCAUUGAAGGUAGGAGCUUUCACGUUGCAGCACCGCAUUGUCCAUGCUGCGUUGGGCAGAAGUCGAAGCGUCAAUGGCCAAGAGAGUCCGUUAGCGGCCACGUACUUUGCACAGCGUGCUACUCCAGGAGGACUUCUUAUCUCCCAAGCUACCGGUGGUAAGCCAGAAUGGAUGGCUUGGCCAUUUUCCGCCUCGCUACAUUCUGAGGCCCAGGUUCAGGCUGUAGCUCGUAUUGUUGAAGCAGUACAUGAUAAAGGUGCAUUUUGGUUCCACCAGCUGACUCACGUUGGCCGCUGCACCUCCCCAGCUCUUGUCAAAUUAGCUUGGGAAAGAGCUGGGCACAUCGAGCCUCCACCUUAUGGCUUUAAAUCUCUAUCGGCUUCUGAGAUUGAGGAAUCUGGUAUCAACACCCAUUCCGGCGAACCGUUCGGCAUACCUCAUGCGGUUUCCAAAGAACAAAUCAAGGAGAUCCGUGAAGAUCUCAAGAACUCCGCCCAGAACGCGGCUAGAGCCGGGGCAGACGGAAUAGAGGCGAGCUACCCUCCUAAUACAAACCCAUCUCGAGCUAACUUUUCCAGAUUCUCGCAGGCAACGGCUUCCUCCUUGAUCAAUUCCUCCACGAUAACAUCAACCAGCGCACCGAUGAUCGUCGACGAUAUUGCCGAGGUUUUUGGUCACCAAAAGAUUGGCGUUCGAAUCAGUCCAUUUUCAAAUUUUCAUGAGACCGAUGGCUCUCAACCUUUGGCUCAACUGCUUCACUUAACGAGGGAACUUGCUCUACGUGGGGUCGCAUACGUGCAUGUUGGUGAAGCUCGAGUAUCGAGAAAUUUGGACAUCGAGGAAAACUUGAAACGGCUCCUGGACAAAGGUAUAGCCGCUGAGGAUAUAUCUUUACGCCCCUUCAGGAAGCUACUUAGAGAAGUCCAGCCCAUCGAUCCCUCACAUACUCCGGCUGUUCUCUUUGGUGCUGGAGGUUACACCUCGGCCACCGCGAUUUUGACAGUGGAUGAGGAUCUCGCAGAUGCGGUGGUUUUUGGCCGACGAUUUAUCUCGAAUCCAGAUUUGGUGGAUCGGGUGCGCCUAGGAUUACAAUUGACACCAUAUGAUCGUGAAACUUUCUACACUCACGGCGCCAAGGGCUACAUCACCUACAAAAACUAUCACGAGAGUCAGGGUUUGAAAGUCUUGCAAGAUAAUGGGAUGGCCAGCGGUGCCCCAAAUUCGACGACCACCGGCACAGCCGGCAGUGAGAUAGUGAGUGGUACUAACGGUCACACCAUUCGUAAGAGAGUUGCUAUUAUUGGAGCUGGAAUAUCAGGCAUCGUAUCAGCAAGCGCAUUUCAGCGACUUGGGGAUGAGUUUGACAUCCAGGUCUUCGAGCGAAAAUCAGUACCAGGAGGAAGUUGGGUUUACGAUGAAGUCUCCAACACUAUUCCGAAAUUCCCAUCUGAAACCCCCGACGCAGUCAAUCCCCCGGUUCUUCGACCGCAGGGUAGCUUGCCGUUGACGGUCCCUCGCAAUACACAACAACGCUAUACAUCGUCCCCCCUGUAUAAAACUCUUUACGCCAAUAUCCCUUUCGACGUUAUGACGAGGUCCUCCGCUUUCAAGCUUGCGGACCCGACACCAGAGUUUGCACCAUAUCUCUCGGCAGCUCAGUUGGUAGAUGGCGUUGCACAAAUUGCCCAUCAAUAUGAUGAUUUGAUCCAGUACAAUAGGACAGUCGAGAAUGUUAAAAAGGGCAUUCUCAUUGUCGGAUCCAGCGAAAGUGCCAUCGACCUGACGCUGCAGAGUCUACCGUACGCAAAAUCGCCCGUGUAUGUGUCCCAACGUACCCCACAUCCACGGUUCCCGACGAUAUUCGACCGUAAAGGGGUAGAAGUUGUCUCAACGAUUUCUCACAUCUCUGGGAAAGAAAUUCAUUUCUCUUCUGGUGUAGUAUUGACAAACAUCGACACAAUCGUCUUUUCGACGGGUUAUUUCUUCACUUAUCCAUUCUUGAGUCAGAUCCGGCCAUCGGUACUUAGUGGCCAGCGGGUCCCAGGUUUAUAUCAGCACAUUUUUGAUACCUACAACCCGAAUAUCGCUUUCAUCGGAGUGGCGACUGGGACCCUUGCUUGGCUUGCUUGGGAAAAAUCUGCAUUCUUGACUGCUCUUCUAUGGUCAGGCCGAAUCAGAUUACCCCCAAUCGAAGAGCAGAAGAAGUGGGAAGCGCGUCGACUGGCUCAGACAGGACCUAAAGAUAAAAUGUUCCAUAUCCUUGCACGCCCUAGCGAGCGUGUGAUCUAUUUCGAUGAGCUGAACGAAAUAGCUGGGGAAUACCUUAAUACUGACACACCCGACGAUGAGCUCCUCAGAUCGUUCCCCUGGGACUGGAUUGUGGCCCUUGGAACCAGUCAUGCUCGGAAAGCUCAAUUCUAUGGCAUAGCUACUUAA
Exophiala bonariae is the source of this 2547-nucleotide messenger RNA. RefSeq lists its product as uncharacterized. NCBI's taxonomy places the organism in Eukaryota, Fungi, Ascomycota, Eurotiomycetes, Chaetothyriales, Herpotrichiellaceae. Bases 1 to 2547 code for a protein of 848 amino acids. The transcript is spliced from 4 exons. The record is from RefSeq and is a predicted model, not a curated record. Gene Ontology annotation, molecular function: N,N-dimethylaniline monooxygenase activity; FMN binding; flavin adenine dinucleotide binding.